AUGAUCUUCAACAAUAUCUAUGCGUCGCUCUCCUCACCCAACCUUGUGCUUUCGCUGGUGAAUGGCAAUCCAAACAAUACCUCUAAUAAUAAUAAUAAUAAUAAUAAUAAUAAUAAUAAUAAUAAUAAUAAUAAUAAUAAUAAUAAUAAUAAUAAUAAUAAUAAUAAUAACACCAAUAAUAACACCAAUAAUAACACCAAUAAUAGUACCAACAACAAUAAUAAUAAUCCUACUUCUUCUUCUCGUUCUCCUUCUUCUUCUUCUGGCAAACUUCGAAGACCUAAUAGCCACGAGUAUGAGGACCUUCUCAAGCAAAAGACCACGAUCUCUGAUAUCCUUGCCAGGGCGUCCGACGUGAUCAUCAGCAACAAGAUCACCCCGAAGACCGAGUACCGGGGGUUUGCGAUCCACUUACUCUCGAUUUGUUUCUUGGUGAUCUGGUUAACUUGGUCGUUGGUGCCACGAGGGUGGUUCAACAGCGUGGGGAUUUAUUAUUAUCCCGAUCGAUGGUGGCAACUCGCGAUUUCCAGCUACGUGCUUGUGGUGAUGGGGUUCAUUUACGUUGGGCUCGCGUUGUACAACAUCGAAGUGAUUUGUCGUCCAUUAGAUGAUUUGCGAAACAUUGUCGAUGAGCACGCGGUGGUGAGUAGCUCGUUUGAUUAUCAAUUGAAGAAACAGUUGCUGGGCAACGAUGAUCUGGUGAUUGAUUUAGACGACGAGCGGUACUUGUGGACCAGUACCAGCGGGGUAUGGGAUUUACCAAUCACUACGGUAUCGAAGAUUUUAUAUUCUGAUUAUGAUAAUUAUCAACCGAAAUGA
Molecule: messenger RNA, 819 nt
Organism: Saccharomycopsis crataegensis
Lineage: Eukaryota; Fungi; Ascomycota; Saccharomycetes; Ascoideales; Saccharomycopsidaceae
Exons: 1
Coding region: 1-819 (272 amino acids)
Biological process (GO): GPI anchor biosynthetic process
Cellular component (GO): endoplasmic reticulum
Source: RefSeq, a predicted model, not a curated record